This is a messenger RNA of Xenopus tropicalis (tropical clawed frog), 1941 nucleotides long. It is a transcript of the gene nop56, whose product is annotated as NOP56 ribonucleoprotein. The record is from RefSeq and is marked validated. Gene Ontology annotation, molecular function: snoRNA binding. NCBI's taxonomy places the organism in Eukaryota, Metazoa, Chordata, Amphibia, Anura, Pipidae. Gene Ontology annotation, cellular component: nucleolus; box C/D methylation guide snoRNP complex; small-subunit processome.
CUCGCGUAUAAUUUCUCGCGCUGUGAUUGGCUACGGCGGUAGGAGGAGUUUGGGCCGGGGAGUGGGGCUUGUGGCGCUGAGAGACCUACCUCAUUCUGUUUGGCGCUGCUGGAGGUGUCGGAACACGGGAGAAGCCAUGGUGCUGCUCCACGUACUGUUCGAACAUGCGGCCGGAUACGCGCUCUUUGUGGUUAAAGAAGUGGAGGAGAUCGGGUUACUGAUCCCACAGGUGGAGGAGAGCCUGCUGAACGUUGGGAAGUUUAACAACAUCGUGAAACUCGCCGCCUUCUCGCCAUUCAAAUCUGCCCAAAGUGCCCUGGAGAAUGUGAAUGCCAUCUCAGAAGGAGUCCUGCACGAGGACCUGAAGCUGCUGCUGGAGACCAACAUGCCGGCCAAGAAGAAAAAGGCCCUGCUGGGAGUGGGUGAUGCCAAGAUCGGCGCUGCCAUCCAGGAGGAGCUGAAAAUCCCCUGCCAGACUGGAGGUGCGGUGGCAGAGAUCCUGCGAGGAAUCCGCCUGCAUUUCCACUCACUGGUGAAGGGGCUGACAGCUCAGUCGGCCUCCAAAGCGCAGCUGGGAUUGGGCCACAGCUACUCCCGGGCCAAGGUCAAGUUCAACGUCAACAGAGUCGACAACAUGAUCAUCCAGUCCAUCAGUUUGUUGGACCAACUGGAUAAAGAUAUCAACACAUUCUCCAUGCGGGUCAGGGAGUGGUACGGCUAUCACUUCCCGGAGCUGAUCAAGAUCGUGUCGGAUAACUACACCUACUGCCGUAUGGCCAAGUACAUCGGCAACAGGAAGGAGCUGAGCGAGGAGAAGCUGGAGGAGAUGGAGGAGAUUCUGAUGGACAGUGCCAAGGCCCAGGCUGUGUUGGACGCGUCCCGCUCAUCCAUGGGGAUGGACAUCUCCCCCAUAGACCUGAUCAACAUAGAGAGCUUCUCCAGCCGAGUGAUUUCCCUGUCGGAAUACCGCAAGGAGCUGCAGGAAUACCUGCGAUCCAAGAUGAGCCAAGUGGCGCCCAGCCUGUCUGCCCUGAUUGGAGAAGUGGUUGGUGCCCGUCUUAUUUCCCACGCUGGCAGCCUGACCAACCUCGCCAAGUACCCGGCCUCUACGGUGCAGAUCCUGGGAGCGGAGAAGGCUCUGUUCAGGGCGCUGAAGACCCGCGGGAACACGCCCAAAUACGGGCUGAUAUUUCACUCCACGUUUAUUGGCCGAGCAGCCGCCAAGAACAAGGGGCGGAUCUCUCGUUACUUGGCCAAUAAGUGCACCAUCGCCUCUCGUAUAGACUGCUUCUCAGAAAUCCCCACUAGCGUCUUCGGGGACAAGCUGAGAGAGCAGGUAGAGGAGAGACUGGCUUUCUACGAGACCGGGGAGGCUCCGCGCAAAAACCUGGAUGUAAUGAAGGAGGCACAGCAGGAGGCCACAGAAGUUGUAACCGAGAUCAAGAGAAAGUUGGAUAAGAAGGAAAAGAAACGCAAGAAGCGGGAAAAGAGGCAACUGGAAGCGCUGGCGGCGGCACAGGAGGCGGAGGAAGAGGAGGAGCCAACACAGAAGAAAAGCAGAGAGAAUGGAGAGGAGGAGGAGGAGCCAAAGAAGAAGAAAAAGAAACGCCAUGCUGAGCCAGAAGUCUCCGAGAACGGGAUGGAAGAGGAAACGCCGUCCAAAAAGAAAAAGCAAAAAGCCGCCGCAGAAGAAGCGCCUCAGAAACCCAAGAAGAAGAAAAAGUCCAAAGAGGAGAAUGAGAGCUGAUAUGGGGGCGACCCUGUUAGAGACUCUGCGCCCCCCAAUGGCGCACACACAAACUCCAUCACAUCAUUUCAUAUAUUUUUAUUUACGUUGAGCCGUCUGUGUUGGCUGAGAGUGGGGCCCCCCUGCCCUGAAGCCUGUGGAUAAUUGGGGGGAGGAGAUUGUAUUUGGGCCAAUUAAAGUUUGUAUAUAAUGUA